Messenger RNA from Eublepharis macularius, 750 nucleotides. It is a transcript of the gene PDC, whose product is annotated as phosducin. Gene Ontology annotation, biological process: regulation of G protein-coupled receptor signaling pathway. Bases 1 to 750 code for a protein of 249 amino acids. Lineage: Eukaryota; Metazoa; Chordata; Lepidosauria; Squamata; Eublepharidae. The transcript has 3 exons. The record is from RefSeq and is a predicted model, not a curated record.
AUGGAAGAGCAAACAGGCCCCAGUUUGGAAGAGGAUUUCGAAGCCCCUGAAGCUACACAUACAGGACCUAAAGGGGUGAUCCAUGACUGGAGGAAGUUUAAAUUAUUAAGUGAAGACAGAGACACCCUGUCUUUGAGCAAGAAAGAGAUCCUUAUCAGGCAAAUGUCCUCACCCCAUCGAUCUAACAACAAAGAUGAUACCAGAGAGAGAUUCAUUCGGAAGAUGAGCAUGCAGGAGUAUGAGCUUAUUAACGGUGAAAAAGAAGAUGAAACUUGCCUUCGGAAAUACCGGAAACGCUGUAUGCAGGACAUGCACCAGAGGCUGAGCUUUGGGCCUAAGUAUGGCCACCUUUCAGAGCUGCAGAAUGGAGAGCAGUUCCUGGAGACUGUAGAGAAGGAGAGGAAAACCACUACCAUUAUUGUCCACAUCUACGAAGAUGGUAUCAAGGGCUGUGAGUUACUCAACAGCAGUUUGACCUGUCUUGCCGCUGAAUAUUGCAUGGUGAGAUUCUGCAAAAUCAAGGCCUCAAACACAGGGGCUGGAGACCGUUUCUCUCCCAAUGUUCUUCCGACGCUUCUUGUCUACAGAGGUGGGGAGCUUGUAAGCAAUUUCAUAAGUGUUACUGAACAGUUCAAUGAGCAGUUUUUUGCUGUGGAUGUGGAGACGUUCUUGAAGGAAUAUGGGUUGCUACCUCAGAAGGAAAUCCCAGCAUUUGGGAAUGGUAACAUUGAGGAGAAAGAGCUCGAAUAG